Cylindrotheca closterium is the source of this 3312-nucleotide messenger RNA. The record is from the annotation of a GenBank genome assembly. NCBI's taxonomy places the organism in Eukaryota, Bacillariophyta, Bacillariophyceae, Bacillariales, Bacillariaceae.
AUGGACGACUACCAAAAGAAAUGCGCUCGAAUGAGCAAUCAUUCGUUCAUUCAAGAAUUGGACGAGGCAGCAGCUAUCUUGGAUGAUGAGCUGAAGGCAAUCUCCGAAGUUGAGCACGCCCAUGCCAAUACGUCUGUUUACGUGGAGAAAGACUUCUUUGAAGACAACGAUGACGAUGAUUUGACUGGAGAGCUUGCAAAUUUGGAUUCCUUGGCUGCUUUGCAACAAGAAUUGAACAUGUCUGCCCUCAGUUUCGAAGGGUUUAAUGCCAACAAUUCGAAAGCAUAUGCCCUCGAGCAACAAGAAGAUGAAGAAGAAGCCGUCAUUACCGACGUUGGGGAAAUUCGAAUUGGGGAUGCCAUCAUGGAAGAAGAAGCUUGUACAACUUGGACACCAGUUCCUUCCUUGAGUCAAGAUAGCUCCAUUCAUUCAGCGACACCAAGUCAUUUUCCUUCCCAGAACGAUCAAGAGGAACAACGCUUACCACAGCGGACUGUCCAUAGAGUCGUAAGCCGUGAUGGUGGCGAAGAUAUUAUCCUCACAAAGCAAUCAUCAAAUGAUUCGGAAGAUAUUUCACCUUUCCAAACGUCCCCGCAUGGUAGUCCCAGAAGCGCUGUGCGUUUAAUGCGUCGAGAUAGAUUGGACAUUACCUUGUCACCAAUUCGAUUUACUUCCGACACGGACGAGAACCAGGAUGUCCCUUCAUCAAUGCACCAGUCUACUCAACAGUCGAAUUUUGAGGCUGGCUUCCGAAACAUUCUUGUGGACGCGACCCCAAGCAUGAAUGUAAUGGAUACAAAGCAAAGUCAGGAUGUGACACCCAAGAUUCAAAACACCCGCACAGGUUCCGCUGGAUUUCAGUUUCAAGACGACGGCACCGGCCAUUUCGCGAAUGAAAACCAUGACGAACUUGUAGUGUCAGAGAAGGCGAUUGGAGCACCAACUCAUACAACACAUAUUUCGCAGCCUUCGCUCACGGAAGAACCUUCGCCCAUGUCAUCACUCUUGAAUACUCUUCUUGCUUCACCCGAACCUUUGGUUGCCAUGCCAAAUUCAAACGUUAAGGUCGAUGAGCAAGAACAGGAUUCCAAAGUUGGAGUUCUAGCAACAAGCGCAAGUGAAAGUAGCAGUGCCGGGGAGUCGCACUCGUUCUCUUCGCCAUUAUCCGAAGCUCUAACAUCCAACUCAAACUCAGAGGUGGCAUCGGUUUCUUCGUCUGCAUCCUCCGUCUCGACUGUCUCGGCUUCCUCUUCCGUAUCAUCCUCAUCAGUAUCCAUGAGUUCCACACAGUCCACAGACAAGAAGAAAUGGAAUCCGAUCCGACUUUUCAACCAAAAGAAUGCUUCGGCGGAAGAGAAGGCACGCAAUUCCAUAUUCACUAAGCCAAGUUCUUCGAAGUCCAAAAAGAAGAAAAGCAAAUCCAAGGCUCGGCAUCGUUUCAUCUCUUCCCCAAACCUUCCUACAGUUUCGGAAGACAAGACUCUGGCACCAACACAGGCACCGCCUUCAAACAUUACCGUGUCGCAACCUCAUGAUCCACACGAGAAUGAAAUUCGCGAAACUCUUGGAAUGGAUGGGGGAAGACGAAAAUCUUUGUUCCAAGAUAACAAAGAAAGGGUAGCCCUCAACAGAAUGAUGAAAAUGUUAAUGGAACAACGCAACAAGAACAAGUCUCAGGAGAAGCGAGAACGCAAGCUCCUUCACAUGCUGUGUGAUGCUCGAAAUGAUCGAAAGGAACUCAUUGACGAGAAUGAUAAAGUUGUACAAGAUCUGCAACGCAAGCUGAAAAGUUCGUUUGAGAACAAUGAAAUCUUGCGACAGGAAAACGAAUUGCUCUUGAUGCAGACGGACGCAUGGAAAGAAAUCAGUCGCCAAUCCAAUCAAACCGCUGCUCUCUACAAAUACACGUUUGACGAACGAAAAGGUAAACCACGUUAUGACGCACCGGUAGGGGAAACAAUGAAUGGAGGAAGCAUGGAAUUGGCGGAAGCCGAAGACGAAGACGAACUGGUCCAAGUCAAGAGGGAGAAAGAAGAACUCGAAAACAAACUGACGCAACUUCAAAAAGAUAGUCAUCUCGAGAAGGAAGGCCUGAAGUACCAAACGGAGCUCUUGGCACAAGAACUUGAGCAAUCUCAAACUCUCUUUGAAGACAAGCUAGAAAACUACAUCCAAGAGAAUGCUCAGCUCAAGGACGACAAGGAUGUUUUGCGAAGGGAGCUUGAGGAGCGCUAUGCUGCAAUUUCAAUUUCACGCAAAGAAGUCCAAGACCUGCAGUUGAAAUCUAACUCGACACGGCCUAAGAUGCACGCUGAAAUCAUAAACUUGCGAGUUCACAAGCUCGAAGAUCAAUUUAUCACCAUGCAAAACUUUCACAGGUCUCGGAUGGUGCAGUCUAAUCAGGACAAGGCAAUCACGGAAGCUCGAAUCAAGAGCCUUGAAAUCUCUGUUGGCAAUAGUGCUAUAGAACUACGAAAGGCCGAAGAAGGCUCAAAGGCACUUCGAGAUCAACUUUCCCUUGAACGAAAGUCCCGAAGCCAGUCCACUCGAAUCUUCCAGCAACAGAGUGAAUCUCUAAUGGACGAGAAUGAAUCAUUGAAAAAGGAGAUACUUGGUCUUCAAGGUGAAUUGGCGAGCACUCGAACUGACCAAGUUCAAAUCGAAGCGGAACUACUGAAGGAACGAAAGGAAGUUCACCGAUUGCAAAAGCAAGCGGAAGAUGAGGCACAAUUGAUCACGGAACUCCAGGAGGAACUUGAUAAUCUUCAAACCAACUUUGAAGAUGCUGAAAGUGAGGCCUUCUCGACCGACAAGGCCGCAAAAUCACCCGAAGCGGCACUCAAUGAAGCACAAGAUACCCUCGAGAACGAAAUCCAAGCUGCUGAAAACGUCGCGCUUCGAGUUCAAGUUGAGCGACUUAAGCUUGAAUUGAAGUCCAAGUCACCUUUGACACCACGAUCUUCCUAUAGAAGUUCUUACAAGAGUCCAGUUGAGAGGCGUGUCCGAGACCAAGUGCUCCGGCUUCGCAAGUCCCUAACCCCAAAGCAACAAUAUGAAGAACCUGUCGCAUCGACAUUGCCACGAUCACCAUUCUUCACCGACAGUCCCUCCGUGACGCUCACCGGCCAUCCAAAUUCGCUCAAGUCGACAUCUCCAAAGAAGUUUGCGAGUAUGUUGCGACCCAAAGGAAAGGGUUCUUCCAUGCCGCCUAGACGUCUCGACAAGGAGAAUAAUACCUUCAUGUCACCUCAGAAACGAAGAGGCGGUGGACUCUCUGGACUUUCUACACGCACAGGUCUCGGGAUUCGAUAA